Molecule: messenger RNA, 6090 nt
Organism: Misgurnus anguillicaudatus (oriental weatherfish)
Lineage: Eukaryota; Metazoa; Chordata; Actinopteri; Cypriniformes; Cobitidae
Gene: garre1
Product: granule associated Rac and RHOG effector 1
Biological process (GO): Rac protein signal transduction
Molecular function (GO): CCR4-NOT complex binding
Source: RefSeq, a predicted model, not a curated record
ACAGAUGUGAAGGACGUUUUCUGCACGCAGACAGCAGUUGUGUUGUGUGGCGGGGUGGACAGUUGUGUUAUCAUGUUGUACGUGAGGCAGUCUGACAGGAACUCCACUUGUGCUGGUGGAUCAUGGACAACAGCUGUUGAUCUCCGGCUUUUUAGUGCCUACACACCAAUGAAACACGUCAGCCGUUUGCUUUAAAGCCAAAAUAUGAAAUGACCGAGAGGCCUUACAGAUAGUUUGUGCUUUUGUUACUCCAAUCUGCGUUUGCUGGGAGACCCUAUCUGGAAGCACAUUUGUUUCCGUUGUGAGUAUUAACUACCUCAGACUCGGCAAACAGAUCAAGAGGGAGUCCGGCCAUCUCUCUCUCUUUUCCUCUCCCAGACCAGAACCCUCUGACCGACUGGAUCCGUCAGAGCGAGCACAAAAGUCCUGGAGCCCGGACCGCCACAUCAUCUCGUAGCUUGCGGCCUCCAGCAGGACUGAACUCAUCUGUGCUUGUGAUUUUUACGAUUUUUCUAAAACAAAUUUAGGCCAACAGAAAGCUUGAGGUUUUCGCUUCCGAUUGAAGGAUUAAUGAUGCACUUUGGAUUUUUUUUUCCGGAUUGAAGCUAUGCUCGGAGUAAAAUGGAUGCGCAGAGCGGGUGUCUUUUUCUUUUUUUGUGAAGCACCUGUGAAGCAGCUCUGACGGUGAAUCACGAGCUAACAGAAAUCGUUCUGUCAUUUAGGAUAUUUUGCUGUUUUUUGAUGCAAGCUGCAUGUAGGAUUGCAGCUGGGCUGCAGAAUUUUUCGAUCCUCUCCAUCUCUCCCUUCAUCUCGGGAGCACAGCGCUGAGGCGACCACGUCUCUGAUGGGAUCUUUAAGCUAUCUUUUUACCUGAUUCCAGCAGGCCCAGGUUACGUGGCAUCGAGAACCAGUGCGAAGGUAAAGCAGGACUUCGUGAGGACGCGCGCUCCCUGGCCACGUUGAACACAUAUGUAUUGUUGCAGUGCACAAGAAAGUAAAAUGGACUACAAGCUGCGCUUUCUGAUUGGCGGGUCCAAGCACAAAGUGCAGCAGCACCAGCAGUACCAGUUGCCCGAGCUCAGCCGGACCCUCAGCGCCCCUUUGGGUUCUUCCUGCUCCGCCCCAUCUCCCAUGGCGACCAUAGGCUCCACCCCUUCCAGUUGCCACGCGCUGCCCCCGGGGAAUACCACGGCGAUCGCGGACAUCCAGCAGGGCAUCUCGAAAUACCUGGACGCGCUGAACGCUUUCUGUCGUGCGAGCGCGUUCCUGACGGAGCUCUUCGGCAGUGUGUUCCGGGACUCCCGAUAUUCCAAAGCAGCUAUGCAACUGAAAGACGUGCAGGAACAUGUCAUGGAAACGACCAGCCGUCUCACGACCGCAAUAAAGCCAGAGAUCGGCAAGAUGCUGAUGGAGCUCAGCGCAGGCGCGGCUAACUUCAAAGACCAAAACGACUUCAGCGUGCAGGACGUUGAGGUAUUGGGUCGCUGCUUUCUGACCGUCAUGCAGGUGCAUUUUCAGUUCCUGUCGCAGGCGUUGCAGAAAGUGCAGCCGGUUGCGCAGUCGUGUCUGGCAGAAGCACUGGCACAGGUUCAGGAGAGGCGUGGGAAUGCCCACACUCAGAACACAGGCCCCAGACCCCUUACGGAGCUGGAAGAAGCUGUCCGCUCAUGGAAAGGCGCAUCAGAAUUGACUGCAUGUCUCAGGGAGAGAGGGAGGGACGGCUGUCUGUCCGGCAUACAGGUGCAGCAACUCUUCUGCUCUCAGAACACCUGUAUACCUGAACAUCAACUUAAAGAGCUCAACGCCAAGAUCGACAACGCACUGCAGGCUUAUAAAGCAGCAUUAGACUCUUUGGGUCACAGUGAAUACUCACUGAAGGCUGGAUUUCACUUUAAUCCCAAAGCAGUCGAAGCAGCAUUGCAGGGCUGUUGUAGUGAUGCAGAAGCGCAACAGGCCGGACGGUUUCAUACCACGUCUCAGCCCAUCCAGUGUGAAUUACCCACAAUUCCUGUUCAGAUCGGCUCUCAUCUCUUCAGAGGAGUUUCUUUCAACGAAAGUGCAUCCGACAACCUGAAAUUAAAAACGCAUGCCAUGCUGCAGUUGAUCAAAGAUACAGUGGAACAGAACGGCGGGGCGGUGCGAGACGAUUCUCCCGUCACAGAGGUGUUGAACCAGGUGUGUCCUUCAAGCUGGAGAGGGGCUUGUAAAACCGCCGUUCAGCUGCUGUUCGGACAAGCCGGACUGGUGGUGGUCGACACGGCUCAGAUUGAGAAUAAAGAAGCUUACGCCCCUCAGAUCUGUCUUGAAGGAUCGAAAGUUGUGAUCCAGGUUCCUUCCACAUGGUGUUUGAAGGAAGAUCCAGCCACGAUGUCUUUGCUGCAGCGCUGUCUGGAUCCGGAGAAAACUCUUGGCCUGGUGGAUGUGCUUUACACGGCAGUCUUUGACCUUCACAGCUGGAAGGAGCGCAAGGAACAAGGUCUUCCCACCAUACAGAUCCAGCUUCAGCGGGACAUGACCGAUUACAGCAGCCCUGUGGAUCUUCCUUCUGGCAACAGCUCUAAACCUUCCAGCGGCCUCCCCAAAACCAUCUCCAAACUCACCUCGCGCUUCACCAAGAAAACCUCCUCUAACUCCAGCACAGGAGGAAGUUACUCCAUCCCCAGCACCCCCUCUCGAAGUUCCCUAACCAGCCACUCGGAUGACAAACCUGGGCGUCUUCACAGCCUUUUGCAGAUGAGCAGCAUGCCGUGCACGCCCGACCCCAGCCACCCGCAAAUCGCCAAUGGGGCGGACGAGCAGAGCAUGAACCUGCCCACCGACCAGGAGAUGCAAGACGUCAUCGACUUCCUGUCAGGGUUCAACAUGGGCAAAUCUCAGCAGGCGUCGCCGCUGGUGAAGAGAAGGAAUUCAGUGGCAUCCACCAACGCUGCCGACUUGAAACCACCCAGUGGGGCGGCUCCGCCCACCUCACAGGCUCAAGUGUCUCAUAAUGCGAUGCAGUCGCUGGCGCAAAACCUGCAGCAGCAGCUUGCGCCACAACAAAAGCAGCAGCAGCUGCCGUCAACACCCAAGCAACAACAACAACAGCAGCAGCUACCUGCGCAGCCAACAGCGCAAGCCCUGCAGUUUUAUCAGCACCUGCUGCAGCCGAUUGGGCAACCACAGCCUCAAUCGCAGCAGCAGGCGGCGCCCGUUUCCCCUCAACUAUCUUCGCAGCCUCCCCAGCCUCUUUCGCAGCAAAGAGGUCCAAGCAAGUGGCCCCAGGGUCCCCUAGGUGGUCUCUCCCCGAUCGGGCCCUUGUCUCAGUGGCCUGCUCCGGGUCUGCCGGACCUCAGUUCUGACCUCUACAGUCUGGGGCUGGUCAGCACGUACAUGGAUGGCGUUAUGUCAGAGAUGUUGGGCCAUAAGCCCCCGCAGGGUCCGCGGAACAACACCUGGCCCAACCGAGACCAAAGUGAACAGAGUCUGUAUGGAGUGCUUGGGGACUCCAUGCCCUUUGACCCUGCAGUUGGGUCUGAUCCAGAGUUUGCGCGUUAUGUUGCCGGGGUUAAUCAAGCCAUGCAGCAGAAACGUCAAGCGCAGCACGUUCGUCGCCCCAGUAACACCCGCAGCAAUUGGCCACACCCUGAUGAGCAGCACAGAGGCUGGCCACACCCAGAAUACUACAGUGAGGGGGAGGCGGUCAACAGUGGCUGGUCAGCCAAUCAGGGUGACUCGGCCAGCUCGAGUGACGAGACCUCUUCAGCCAAUGGAGACAGUUUGUUCUCUAUGUUCUCUGGGCCUGACCUGGUGGCAGCUGUUAAGCAAAGACGGAAACACAGUUGUGGUGAACAGGAAGUUUGCAAUCUGCCCUCUCCUCCGCUCCACCACUCGAGUGAUGACAGUAACCAGGACUGCAAAACUAAAACGUGGCCUCCCAAAGCCCCCUGGCAGCACUCCUCACACACCAACACCAUGCCCAAUCCCAGCUCUUCCCUCUAUCAGAUGUCUAUCCCCUCCAGCCAAUGGGGCGACUCCAUGCAAAUGCUGCAGUCUCCGGUGUGGUCCACAGCCAGCGACUGCUCUCCAUCUACUGUGAUCUCCUCCGGCUUCCCCUUCACACAACAACAACAACAGCAGCAGCAACAACAACAGCAGCAAGUCGCCCAGCACAAGAUCCUGAACAAAGGCUACAAAACUUUCCCCCUUAAACCUGAGCACCGACCUUCAUACCUCCACCAGUACUGAGAGGUUCCUCUGAUCUGAGGUCUGUGACAUCGGAUAAACCCAGACCAGCAUUUAAAAGCUGUUUUUGAGUUCCUGCGGGUGUCGGCUGGCGUUCCUAGGUGUGUUGUCGGGAUCAGAUUUACAGAUCCGAGAAAAAUAAUAUUCAUCGGUUGCUCUGCUGGAACACAGCGCUAAACAUUGCUGGAGUUUUGAUCUUAAACCUGGUCAAGACCCUUCAAGCGUGUAAAUUAGAUUUCUUUCAACUAGUGUUUUUAUAGGGAAAUUUGCAUUUAACAUAGUGGUUAAUAACGUUUUUGUACACAGAUGCGUGUGUCAACCCCCUGACAGAAACGUAACUGCCUUUCUCACUGUCCAAAAAUGCAUGAUUCAUUUAACAGCAGCUAGUCGGACCAUUUCACUGGCGGCCGGUUCGACCCGAGCCGCGCAGCGUCAAUGAAGACGUAAGUUCCGUUUCUUUAUAGAUAUCUUACUUGACGUCUUCACUCCCGCUGUGCCGUUCGGGUUUGCGUUUACACGCCGAGUUUUUUCGAUAUGCAUGGCCAUCGCGCUCUAUCGCAGCCGCGUUACGAAGAUCCGGGGAUCCGUCUCCCGAAACGAUACUGUGUUUAAAUAGCUGUAACUGCCAAAUCUCACGUCAUACGACCCAGACCGCAGCUCUCAGCUACUGUUCCAUAGCUUGUAAAUUACUCAGAAAAAAAUAAUAAAAUAAAGAAUUAUAAACUUACUUUUUAUGAAGAGGCUUUGAGCAGGCUCGGCAGAAAUAUAAUAAUCAAUAGCAGAGGUGUAAUUUGAAAGAAAUACACUACUUUUUCAACAUCUGACAUUAUAAAGUUAAAAUAAAUUAGCGGUAAGUAAACUUGUGCCAUGUUGUUUUGAAUAGCACUUGCAGAUAUUUUCUCUAACCAAAGUAUUGUUUAGAAAGAAAGGGGGGGAAAUGGUGCUUGAAAUAAAAAGAAAUGCCGUUUGGGAGUCGUUGUUGUCAAAUAUAUCACGAAACCCCUUUUGUGGAAAUUCUUAAUGUGCUUUUGUUUUUCAGAUUGGCUUUCUUUCACAGACACUAAUGCUUACAAUAACAUUUUAUUCCUUUAAAAUACAAUAUAUUUCUUGUACAAAUAUUGACAGUAUUAAUCUUAUUUUUGUAUUUUCUUACACAUUAUAUCAUUACUGUAUACGUUAGCAUAAUAGAGGCAUAUUAUUAAGUAAACACAUUAUUUUUCCCAAGAUGUGAAGCACAUUUUUUUCUUUCCUACAGAGUUUAAUUGUAUCAUUUCUCUGCAGAGGUUCCAAAUACGCCAUUAUAAACACUAAUAAAUGGUUACGGUAGGAUCGGGGUGUUUUUUUUUUCUUUCGUUGGUUUUUUGUGGUUCGGGCUGCAUCUUAAAAGCCCAGAAUGUUAAUUUCUGUGAUCUUUGCUAAUGCCAAUGUUGCCUGUAUUUAUGAUAUGACCAUGUUUUCUGAAAACUAACAUACUUACCAUGUUUACAGAGAAUCGUUUGCUGUAUAGAAAUAUCUCUUUUUAUAGUUCUGUGCUUUGCACAAUCAACUUGUAGAUUCGUUGCUUUUCGUCCGUGUUUUUCUCCCGAACCGUUGCGGCAUUUUCUUUUUUUUUUCUCUUUUUUUUUUUAAAGAAAACAUCUUCGAUGACCUUGGACUGUAACGCUCAACAUUUCUCAGCUGUGUCAAAUGGUUUACUAGUGGCUUCAAAAAUUUAAAGUUUAAAAAUGAGAGAUGUUGAUGUUGCCCUGGCAGAACACACGAGGGGUGACUGCUUGGCUUAUGUUGCUUAUUGUCCACGAGAGCUGGCAACUGAUUAUUUCCAAGUGUACCAGCAAUGCAAAAAAUAAAUAUGUAACAUUAAAAAAA